This is a messenger RNA of Funneliformis mosseae, 882 nucleotides long. The record is from the annotation of a GenBank genome assembly. Lineage: Eukaryota; Fungi; Glomeromycota; Glomeromycetes; Glomerales; Glomeraceae.
AUGGUAUUUUUUUGUUUUGUGGUAGGUGACGACCUUGAGAGGUCCUUUGAAGUUACAGGCGACGACAAAAUGACCAAAUCGAAACUCAGAGAAAUAAUCUAUGAGAAGAUUAUAAAAGUAUUAAUGCCAGAAACUUGGAUCUAUGGAAGAAAUCGAGGUGAAAAGUUGUCUCCAUUUAGUGAUUUGGCGACAUCUUUAAGUAUGACUCCAAGAAAAUCCGCAUUAUCGUACAACCGCCACUGUUCGCCUCCACUAGUAAAUCAAGGGCUCACUGACAUAUCUCGUAAGAUUACAGACCUUGGUUAUCUGCCUCGACAAGAUGGUCUUGGUGGUACGUCGCUAAAUAAAUCUGAGCAGAAUGCAUUUACUGUUGAGGGUAUCUCUCUUACUCACCCUGAUACCAACCAAAGAUCUGAUCUUGUGUCUUGUCUGGCCAAAAGACUUGAGGAGAAAAGGGUGAUUCUUGUCCAGGCUCCUCCCUAUUCUGGCAAAACUUUAUUAUCCCAAUUAUUGGAGAAUUACUUAGUAGUUAACUCUUCAAAACUACUCAGAGGAUUAAGGGUUUCAUUAGCCCUGCUAUUGCUAUGGGGUCUUUCUGUGGGAAAGAAUUGCGAAUAUGACACAUUUUGUGAGGUGUGGGAGAAGAUUGUCGGUGUAGAAUGGUGUGAAUGGGUAGGACAAUGUCGAAAAGUUCCAUCUAUUUUAAUAAUAGACGAAGUUCAGAAGAUCUAUAAGGAUAUGAAUGAAGCUGAUGAAAGUAUGAUGAAUACAGGAACUGCAAUUGCAUUUUGGGAUACCAUUAAAAUGUGCCUUCAAUGGUCAAACCUUAGCGUCAUUAGGUUUGCCGCAUAUGGAUAUAGUACCAACUUGUAUUAUCAGUAA